AUGUGUGGAAUUUUCGCAUAUAUUAAUCACCUUACGCCUAAAACCCGAAGAGAGAUAUUAGAAUUGCUUGUUAACGGUCUUAAACGCUUAGAAUACCGUGGGUAUGAUUCGGCGGGUGUAGCCGUCGAUGCUGCUGAUGAAAAAGAUAUAGCGGUUGUAAAAAAAAGCGGGAAAGUAGCGGCACUGGAAGAAUUACUACAGGAACGCAGUGUUGAACUGGCAGUAGAUGAGAGUGUAGAUUCUCACUGUGGUAUUGCCCACACACGUUGGGCUACACAUGGAGAGCCAAGUGCCAUCAAUUCUCAUCCGCAGCGCUCUGGAGAAGACAAUGCCUUUGUUGUUAUUCAUAAUGGAAUCAUCACCAACUACAAAGCAGUUAAAACUUUCCUUGAAAACAAGGGCUAUAUCUUUGAAUCCCAAACGGAUACAGAGGCAAUUGCUAAGUUAAUACAUCACAUCUACAACCAACACAAAGGGUAUAACUUCCAGGAAUUAGUUGAGCAGGUAAUCCAACAACUGGAAGGUGCUUUUGCUUUGUGUUUCAAAUCUCGCUAUUUUCCAAAUGAAUGUGUAGCUACCCGACGUGGUAGUCCUUUACUUGUUGGAAUUAAGACAAGGCGCCGUCUUUCAAGUGAUCAUGUACCUAUUAUGUACACAAAUAAUAAAGCUACACGAGGCGUGGUACCUACUGUGCCCCGUGUCAACAGCCAUGCUCAUUUUCAGCCUGAAGAAGAAAGAGAUGUUGAGUAUUUCUUUGCCUCUGAUGCAUCUGCUGUAAUUGAACACACAAACAGAGUGCUUUAUUUUGAAGAUGAUGAUGUUGCUCAUAUUAAAGAUGGUGUUCUCAGCAUUCACCGUAUGUCAGGCAGCAGCAGUGAUCCACACGAACGUGAGAUAUUAACUCUUAAACUGGAGCUACAACAAAUUAUGAAAGGCAACUAUGAGUAUUUUAUGCAAAAGGAAAUAUUUGAGCAAUCUGAAUCUAUAGUGAAUACUAUGAGAGGACGUCUUAAUUUUGCUGAUGGCACAGUUACCCUUGGAGGGAUAAAAGAUUAUAUUCCUGAGAUUAAACGGUGCAGAAGGUUAAUGCUGAUUGGAUGUGGAACAAGUUACCACAGUGCAGUAGCCACACGUCAACUUUUGGAAGAGUUGACCGAACUGCCUGUUAUGGUUGAAUUAGCCUCUGAUUUUCUAGACAGAAAUACACCAGUCUUCAGAGAUGACGUCUGUUUCUUCAUCUCACAGUCAGGUGAGACUGCUGAUACAUUGAUGGCUCUGCGUUAUUGUAAACGUCAUGGUGCUCUUAUUGUUGGUAUAACAAACACUGUGGGCAGUUCUAUAUGUCGUGAAUCACACUGUGGUGUUCAUAUUAAUGCUGGACCAGAAAUUGGUGUAGCAUCCACAAAAGCAUAUACGUCACAAUUUGUGUCACUGGUUAUGUUCGCCCUAGUGAUCAGUGAAGACCGCAUCUCUUUGCAAAAACGGCGAGCCGAUAUUAUUGCUGGAUUAAACGAAUUGGAUACUAAAAUUAAGCAGGUAUUAUCUCUAGAUGACAAAGUUAAAGCUUUAGCAGAAGACCUUUAUCGUCAGCGUUCUUUGCUCAUUAUGGGUCGUGGGUACAAUUUUGCGACAUGUUUGGAAGGUGCUUUGAAAGUAAAAGAAUUAACAUAUAUGCACAGUGAAGGAAUAAUGGCAGGAGAAUUAAAACAUGGACCUCUAGCCCUAAUCGAUGACUCUAUGCCUGUUAUGAUGAUAGUGAUGCGUGACCCAGUUUACACCAAGUGCAUGAAUGCAUUGCAGCAAGUGACAGCACGGCAAGGUCAACCAAUUGUCGUGUGUGAAGAAGGUGAUACUGAAACAAUGGCUCUGGCGUCACGAUGUCUAGAAGUACCAAAAACUGUAGAUUGUUUACAAGGUGUUCUAACUGUCAUCCCUAUGCAGUUGCUAGCCUUUCAUAUAGCUGUGCUUCGUGGAUGCAAUGUUGACUGCCCACGAAACUUAGCUAAGUCUGUUACUGUAGAGUAA
Molecule: messenger RNA, 2025 nt
Organism: Parnassius mnemosyne (clouded apollo)
Lineage: Eukaryota; Metazoa; Arthropoda; Insecta; Lepidoptera; Papilionidae
Source: the annotation of a GenBank genome assembly